UUAGAUUCCAGUCGAGUUUACAAGGAGAGAAAUAUCUGUUCCGCUCGGUGAGGACAGACUUUACUGAAGCUGGACCGCUGCCUUCAGCUCAGGAGACGUUCAGACACACAGUUUGUGUUUGAAUGAACAGAUUUCACAACUGAAACAUCAGCCGAAGACAUUUUGGAUCCGUGUGUUAGCUAACAGCUAAAGUAACGCCCGCUGCUUUGACUGUGGAUCAUCAGCUGGGACAGGAAUGGCUCGGCCGAGGAAGAAAACCACUCCCGGCUGCUUAGCAUGAGGCUCUGCGGGGGGAAACGGCCGGAAGACAACCGUGCAAACUACAAUAAUAAUAAUAAGAAGAAGCAGAAGCAGAGGAGGACAGCAGUCUGUGAGAGAGCUGCCCGGUGACAUUUAUUUCUCCAGCAGAAGAAGAAGAAGAGGAACAGGAUGGGAGGAAGAGUGGAGCUGCUGGAGGUCUGCUGCCUGCUGCUACUGCUGAGCGGAAACUCACACUGCAGAGACUCUCAGCAGACAGAACACCUCUCCUCCUAUCAGCUGACUGUGCCUCGACCAAUAGGAGGCAGGCUGAGGCGGGACGUGGACGGAAGACCCCCCAAUCAGGUCUCUUACAUCAUCACUGUGGAUGGAAGUGAUCAUGUUGUUCAUCUGAAGAGAAAUGAACUGCUGCUUCCUGCAGACUUUACUGUGUUCUCCUACAGUCACAAUGGAUCACUCAUCACAUCCAGACCACCUGUACAGAAUCACUGUCACUAUCAGGGCUCCGUCCAGGACAUGAAGGGCUCCUCUGUGGCUAUGAGCAUCUGCAACGGCCUCAGAGGAGUGCUGCAUCUCGCUGACGACAGUUACGGCAUCGAGCCGUUAGACCACGCCCCCGACCAGCACCUGGUCUACCGCCUGCAGGAUGUGACAUCACAGCCCCGGGGGUGUGGAACACCACACAAUGAUGAGCAAGACCACGGCAACGCCACAGAGCACGCUCAGUACGAACAAGAGGAGAUCCACCACAGACAGCACAGCAGGAUGAAGCGAGCUGUUCUCCAUCACACUCACUAUGUGGAGCUGCUGCUGGUGGUGGACAACGACAGGUAUAAUUAUAUGAACAGGAACCAGACGGCAGUGAGGGACGAGAUGGUUCAUCUGGCCAACUUCAUCGACAGCAUCUACAUUCAGCUGAACGUUCGGGUGGUCCUGGUUGGUCUGGAGAUCUGGACUCAGCAGAACCUGAUCAACACUGACGGAGGAGCUGGAGAAGUGCUGAGUCGCUUCACCCAGUGGAGAGAGAAAGAGCUGGUUAACCGGCGCCGGCAUGACUCAGCACAACUCAUCCUGAAGAAGAGUUUUGGAGGAACAGCAGGGAUGGCCUUCGUCUCCACUGUCUGCUCCAGAAGCCACGGGGGCGGGAUCAACGCGUUCACCAAUAACAACAUUCCCUCGUUCGCCUCCAUCGUGGCUCAUGAACUCGGUCACAACCUCGGGAUGAACCACGAUGACGGACGCUCCUGCACCUGUCCCGCCCCCGCCUGCAUCAUGAACUCUGGAGCCACAGGAUCCAGAAACUUCAGCAGCUGUAGUGCAGAUGACUUUGAGAAGAUGAUCUUGUUAACAGGGGGAACGUGUCUCCUGAACGUCCCCCGGCCUGACGAAGCCUACAGCGCCCCCUACUGUGGGAACAGACUGGUGGACAUGGGGGAGGAGUGUGACUGUGGAUCAGAGAAGGAGUGUGAGGAGGACCCCUGCUGUGAGUAUCAGACCUGUAAGCUGAAGUCUGGAGCUCAGUGUGCUUAUGGAGAGUGCUGCUCCAAAUGUCAGUACCUGCCAGGUGGAACGGUGUGUCGAUCCAGUACAGAUGAGUGUGAUCUACCAGAGUACUGCAACGGCUCCUCAUCCCUCUGUCAGAGUGAUGUCUUUGUCCAGAACGGGCAGCCCUGCAGGAACCAGCAGGCCUACUGUUACAACGGGAAGUGUCAGCACUUUGACGGACAGUGUCAGGCCAUAUUCGGAUCCAAGGCGAAGGCAGCUCCUGAAAUCUGCUUCAAAGACGUCAACAGUAAAGGAGAUCGCUUUGGUAACUGUGGCUACCACAACUACGGCUACAAGAAGUGUGAGAGCAGAAACGCUCUGUGCGGGAAGCUGCAGUGCUCCAACGUUCAGGCGGUGACGGUGUUCGGCAUCGAACCGUCCAUCAUCAGCACGCCGAUCGCCGGCGGCAAAUGUUACGGAGUCGACUUCAGGUUGGGAUCGGACGUCCCCGAUCCAGGCAUGGUGAACGAAGGGACCAAGUGUGGAGACAACAAGGUCUGCAUGAACUUCGAGUGCCGCAGCGCCGACAUCCUGAGCUACGACUGUGACGUGGAGAAGAAAUGUCACGGGCACGGGGUGUGUAACAGUAACAGGAACUGUCACUGUGACGACGGCUGGGCUGCACCUUUCUGUGAGGUCAAAGGCUACGGCGGCAGCGUGGACAGCGGACCCACCUGGAACGAUAAAGACACGUCUCUCAGGGACGGGUUGUUGGUCUUCUUCUUCCUCGUUCUUCCUCUGCUCGCGUUGGGUGCGUUUGUUUUCCUGCGCAGGAACGAGCUGCUGCGACGACUCGGGCUGAGCCGCAGGAAGAGGUCGCAGGGAUACCAGGCUGAUGGAGCAGCUUCAGCCAAUCCCAGCAGAGGACCGCCUCCCAGAGCCCAGCCUCCAUCUGUUGCCCGGGGCAACGCCAACAACAUCGUCAGAGACGGGCACCACGCUCAGCUACUGCCCCCACAGGAGGUGGUGGAGACCAGCAGGACAGCCCCCCCCUACGCCCUGAGGCCUCCUCCUCCUCCGCUAAAACCGAAACCGUCUGCUGCAUCACAGCCUCUGGUGCCUCAAAGACCUGCCCCCGCUCCACCUGUUUAACCAAUCACAGAGCCCCGCCUGCCACACGGCUGACCCCUCCUCCUCUUCUUCUCCUCCUCCUCUUCAAAACUCAGUCCUCACCCACUUAGAGCUCGUUACCUAGCAACAGCCAGGAAACAAUUGCAGAGCCGAGGUGGCAGACAGCCGGCCCUGAGUCUGCCAGGGCCGGAUCAGGAACUGGACUGCUCCAUCAGGAAACUGGACUGGGAAUUAACCAGAACAAACAGGAACACACCAGUACUGAAGUGAAGCAGCGGCUGCUCUCUUUCUUUCCCUCUAAAGUGCAGUCCGGAGACAAAACUCAGCUCCACCAGGUGAGACAUUUUCUGCUCCGUCACCAAACCAGCCAAUCUCUUUUCACCUCUUUACUGAAGAAGUCACUUACAACAUGUGGCAUUAAGACAAAAGCAGAAAACAUUUAACACAGCACCUUUAAUAAUGAGGAUAACAUAACAGGCAUGACUCUUAACAGGACGACACAUUCAACAUGACAGCAGGAGAAUAGUAAUGAUGCAAUACAAAAUCAAUAAAAAGACAAUAAUGUAAAAUCAUAAUAAUAAAUCAUCAGAAAAGGUAAAAAAUAGAAACAGAUUUCUUAAAAAAUCUUCUGUCACACUGACUGUAUGGACACAUUUCUUAUUGGUUAAAAAUUGGAUCUCAAAGUGCUUCCUACAUUCAGUCCUCAGGGGUUCAAACAAAGAACGAAACCUUAACGGAUGUGAAAUUUCCUCAGUAAAAAUAAUGUAGUAAUAAUGUUACAGCUUAAUUCAAUGGUUGGUUGAUUAGUUGAUUAGUCCUUUUUGUCCCAGAAUCCUGUACUGACGUUCAUUAAUUAGACAUUUCUUUGUUUCUCCAUUUUUACACAAUUCACGUUUGUUAUUUAUACCCACAAAUCCUGAGAAUAUGUUGGCGGGAUAGAUAUUGUGCACAUUUUCUUAAUGUACUUAUGUCUGUUGGAGAGGACAUAUUUACAUGAGAGAAGCCAAGUUGUUUCCCAAUGAACAUUAAAAAAACAUGGGAGCCAAACCAGCCAAUCAAAUCUCGAGUUACCUGUGACAUCAACAAGCCAAAUGCAAGAUAAACCAAAAAUGUAUUUAGCAAUAUAUCCUGUAUUAAUCCUGCUGUUUUAACUUCCUGCCCUGAGCUCUGUUUGUAACAGCUUCAUUUCGCAUGCUGUCUGGCUAACUUCCCCUUGCUAGCUAACAGGGCUUAGGGUUACAAGGUCUUAGCUAACUAUUUAGCUGCACUGUUUCCCAAAUUUCAUAGCAUUAUAAAAUUUCCAGUUUGCUAACUAAUCUUUGACAGCUCAGCUAAGCAAGCUCACAAGCUCAAGAGCUAAUGCUAGUUGACCUUAUAACCAGUUAACCUUUUCACUGCUGAGUCACUACCCAAUCAAAUAUUUGUUCAUCAUCUUCAUCGUCAUUACUACGAAAAGAAGUGGUUAUGAUUCAUUCGCUAAUGGUUGUUACUAAUGUUGGUGUUGGUUAAUUAGAACUGGCUAGCUAACUGCUAACUAACUUUUGCAAAAUAACAAUGCUUGCAAAGCUGACAUGUUUAUGAGCUAAUGCUAUCAGACAUUUUGUGCUUAAUGUCAAAAGCUGUUUUAUUCAACUUUUAAAUAUGACUGACAACUAACUGACAAGUUAGUUAGCCACAGUGUGUUCCAGAUUGCAGCCUGCAUGCUAACACUUCACUGCUACACAGUAUUUGCUACAUAGUUAGCGUGCUAACUUGCCAACAAACAUUUGCUUGCCAAGAGUAAAUGUAAAAGGCCAAGAGUUAAGUUUGGUCAUCUACAUUACGCCCCAGAUUUCAUACUAAAUGCUAGCACUACAAGAAUUCACCAUACAUUACUUUCACUAUCACCAUUUCGGCAGUUAAUAAGAAAUUAAUGUAAUUUUCACGACAUACUUGUCAAGUGAUUGUUCACUAAGCGCCACACCUCUGAUUUGCUAUCGACACCAUAUUACUACGUCAAGCUUUACGCUUUAGUUUAUGGCACAUUUACCAUGAAAAUUCAAUUUUUUUUUUUUAAAUGAAUCCAUGAAUUCAGGUAAGAAGCAGAUAAAACCAGCUUCUCUUUUUUAGCCAUUGGUUUUGCUGAAGCAACACCUGUCGAGCAGCUAGCUAGUUAGCAUUAACUCUGAAAUCACUCCAUAAUGACUACACAGUGCACCAGGGUGCUGUCCUCAAUAAUUUUACACUGGAACAAAAAGUAGAGUCCAUGACUGUCUGCUAACAGUCCCACAAUGCAGUGCUGCGGCUCUACUCUGUGAUGAUGCAAAAUGAUGAUAGUAAGUAAAUGUCCACAUUUUUUUACUGCUCAAUAUUUGGUAGACUAUUGAGUGUCGGUUAGCAAAUAUAUGUACAACCUCCAUUCCAACAAAGUCUGGACUCUGUGAAGCGUCAAUAAACCAGAAUCAACAAUCAAACAGUUUCCUGAAGUGUACCUGAGUCCAGGUGUUAAUCUCUUUAUCCAAUCAGGUGCUGACAAAGUGUUGACCCUCGCUCCAUCCUCGCUGUGAACCACUGAGCCUUUCAAUCAUGAUACU
This is a messenger RNA of Chelmon rostratus (copperband butterflyfish), 5447 nucleotides long. It is a transcript of the gene adam9a, whose product is annotated as ADAM metallopeptidase domain 9. Bases 430 to 2895 code for a protein of 821 amino acids. The record is from RefSeq and is a predicted model, not a curated record. Gene Ontology annotation, biological process: proteolysis. Gene Ontology annotation, molecular function: metalloendopeptidase activity. Gene Ontology annotation, cellular component: plasma membrane. The transcript is spliced from 24 exons. Lineage: Eukaryota; Metazoa; Chordata; Actinopteri; Chaetodontiformes; Chaetodontidae.